AUGACAUCCGACGACCCGAAGGUAGUGGCCUAUGAGGUCGAGUCCCUCCGAAAACUGGCAUUCUUCGGAAUUGCCAUCUCAACCGUGGCCACACUUACUGCUAUCAUCGCCGUUCCGAUGCUCUACAAUUAUAUGCAACACGUUCAGUCAUCACUUCAGACCGAAGUUGACUUCUGCCGACACCGCACCGAUGGUCUCUGGGAUGAGUACGGCCGAUUCGAGCACCUGAAAGGAGUGAACGGCCGCAUCAAGAGAGCAUCAGUCCAGCGCAGAAGCAACGGUGUCACUGGACGUGUUACGCAUCGUCGUGCCGUCGCCCAUGGAGCGUCCAACUACGAUGGUGGAUAUGGAGGGGCCAGCUACGGCGGAUUUGACUCAGCUGUUAGCGGUGGAGGAGCACAAACAUGCUGCUCAUGUGGUGUUGGAGCCGCUGGACCACCAGGUGCACCCGGACCCGAUGGAAACCCCGGACAGGAUGGAGCCCCUGGAAUGGAUGGAGCACCCGGAAAUGACGCUGCAGCUGAUGCAGUUCCAUCACCUGGUGACUUCUGCUUUGAUUGCCCACCUGCCCCAGCUGGACCACCUGGACGACCAGGACCUCCUGGACCACCCGGAAACCCCGGAGCACCAGGCCAGGACGGAAGUGCUGCUGUUCCCGGACCUCCAGGACCACCAGGACCAAUGGGACCACCUGGAAACGACGGACAACCUGGUGCCCCUGGACAACCCGGAGCUCCUGGACAGGUCACGGAAGUUCCCGGCAUUCCUGGACCCGCCGGACCACCCGGACCAAUGGGACCACCCGGACCACCUGGCCAGCCUGGAACCCCAGGCAGCGCAUUGCCUGGACCUCCAGGACCUCCAGGAGAUGCAGGAAUGGACGGUGCCCCCGGAAACCCAGGAGCACCAGGACAACCUGGCGCACCCGGACAAGCUGGAUCUGGAGGCAGUUGCGAUCAUUGCCCACCACCGCGUACCGCUCCCGGAUAUUAA
Messenger RNA from Cooperia oncophora, 993 nucleotides. NCBI's taxonomy places the organism in Eukaryota, Metazoa, Nematoda, Chromadorea, Rhabditida, Trichostrongylidae. The record is from the annotation of a GenBank genome assembly.